AAAAAAAUGUACUGUCGAGCCAAUUAUGUUAAUAACCAAAGUACACACAAGUCUUUUAGUUUAACUCCAGAUGAUCACUUGUAUUUCAAAUACAGUUUAAAGGAAUCUGACUGUUUUGUACCAUUAACAUAUCAAAGCUUUGAACAAGGGUAUUCAUUAACUCGUCGUGUUCAAUUCGCAACUCCCAAUCGUUCCACUUCGAUCAUAGGACCAGAAGUCAUUCGUCAGAUCAAUGCUUUUCUGGACGACACACAUCCAAAUUUGCCGUUGGAGAUCUUGCGAUAUGCGUUGAUGAACUGUCCAAACCUGCAACGGUUUUGGUACAACUCAACUAGUGAAUAUAAUCAUAGCAUAUUGAUCGACGCCAAACCUGAAAUGGGCGGUGACAUUAUAAAACGUUAUCAAAACUUUUCAAAUACCUCACAAGAAAAUAUCAAGUUCAUCAAGACUGCAAAUAUGGUCCCAUCCAAAGAACUAUUGUGCCUCAUAUAUCAAUACCUGCCUGCAAUAGAAAACCUUAAAUGUGUACUGGGCCAAUACAUGGAUCCACCUACAGAAUUGUUUGAAGUGGACCUGACAGCAUUUAACUGUUUAAAGUUAGUUGAACUGGAUGUUCUCUUGUUCUGUGAUAAAGGCCAAGAUACUGCAUUUUUGGAAAUACAAUUUUGGGAUAAAGAUUGGGAAUAUUACUGUCUGCUAGUAAGUACCCAGAGAUUGGCUGUAACUAAAACUACUGUAGAAAAUAUGGAUGAACGGAUUAGUAACAGUGAGCAUGGUAAUAUUCGAAAAGCUGUCAUCAAGUGCCGCAAGCAGGUCAUAUUCAAACUUUCCUCUGACUAUUCAAUGGCGACAGAAAUUCAUAAUGGAAAAAUCAAUAAAUUAGACGACGAACUUUCUAUGGAAUUACGUUACAGUUUCUUAUUUUAACUCGCGCGUUCGUCGAUAAGUAAACGCAGUGUCUUUUUUAAAUAAAAGUAACAACUUGAUAAUAAUGA
This is a messenger RNA of Mucor mucedo, 995 nucleotides long. RefSeq lists its product as uncharacterized. The transcript has a single exon. Lineage: Eukaryota; Fungi; Mucoromycota; Mucoromycetes; Mucorales; Mucoraceae. The record is from RefSeq and is a predicted model, not a curated record. Bases 7 to 927 code for a protein of 306 amino acids.